AUGCAAGCACGAUGUGGUAACUCAUCAUCUCUAACAUCUACCACCUCCAGCAACACUGUGAUAUAUAAAGUACCAGUUGAUCACGUUAAACAAUCGAUUAGAAGACAUGAGAUAAGAAAUGGGAUAAAGAUUGAUCGAGAAAAUUUAGUGGUUGUUGAAGAUGAAAUCCAUGAUGAUAUAACUUUAGAAGAACUUGUCGAAGAACUUCCUGAGAAUGCACCAAGAUAUAUUGUGUUAAGUUAUGAGUUGAAUCAUGAGGAUGGAAGAAAAUCAUAUCCAUUAGUAUUAAUUUAUUAUUCACCUAUAUCUACAAAUCCUGAAGCACACAUGCUGUAUACUAGUUCAAAAGUAUAUUUUCAACAAAAAGCAGAUUUAAAUAAAACAUUUGACAUUCGUGAAUUAGAAUUGCUAAAUGAUGAAUGGCUAAAGGUGGGAGAAAUUAUUACAUUAAGGAAAUACAUUCUUAACGAUAAAAUCCCUUAA
Messenger RNA from Entrophospora sp. SA101, 483 nucleotides. Lineage: Eukaryota; Fungi; Glomeromycota; Glomeromycetes; Entrophosporales; Entrophosporaceae. The record is from the annotation of a GenBank genome assembly.